Galendromus occidentalis (western predatory mite) is the source of this 6021-nucleotide messenger RNA. RefSeq names its product no mechanoreceptor potential C (gene nompC). The transcript has 26 exons. Gene Ontology annotation, biological process: calcium ion transmembrane transport. Gene Ontology annotation, cellular component: membrane. The coding region runs from base 1 to 6021 and encodes 2006 amino acids. The record is from RefSeq and is a predicted model, not a curated record. Lineage: Eukaryota; Metazoa; Arthropoda; Arachnida; Mesostigmata; Phytoseiidae. Gene Ontology annotation, molecular function: protein binding; calcium channel activity.
AUGGAUGAUCUGUUCAGCCAACAAGAAGGACGCUCGUCGUCGGGCAGUUCCACCGGCCAGGUCACUCAUAGCGAGCCCUGGCCGUUGGCCGACGAGGACGCCAUCACAGACCCGAUCCGGCUGCUGCAGCAGUUGGAAACGCAGGUGGCACGUCAGCACCAUCACCGGCACCUGCGAAGCAGCCGCGAUCAUGUCAUUGUGUCGUUCGAAGACGAGCUAAGCCGACCGAGACUCCCUCCGCAUAGAGAUGUGAAAAACGUGCCUUCCGCUUACACGAUGAGUCAAAACGGUGAGCGGGAUUCGCCUAGCGACGCUAGCAGUAGCAUGUCUCCGACCGAUGACCGAGCCCCGCUGCUCAGCAAUGCCAAGUCGUCGUCCUCCAGCUCGAAAAAAGCCAACGGGAUCGCGUCCAAGAAGAACGGCAAUCCGCCCUCGAAGAAAGACGAAUCCAAAUCCAAGGAAAAGAAGGCAUCGCCGAUCGGUGCCAAAGCGAAAUCUGUGAAGAAGAGCAAAAAAGACGGAAAGCGGAAGAACAGCUUAGGUGACACAGCUGAGCUGAUGCCGAGCGUUCCCGAAGAAGGAGGUCACGACGGCCCGUUAGAAGUCAUCGUUGAACCCCGUCAUUUAGUCGAUCCACUUCAUCCGAGUCCACUUCAGACUUCACCAUCGCCACUUAUGGUCGGCUCAUCGAGUCUGCCCCCACCAGGAGUAGCGGCAUUCUCUCAGGCCAAGGAUUCCACCGUUAAGAGAACAGGAUCUCACCAAGCCACAAUCAUCAGCGCCAGCGCCAAGCAGAUCUCUGGAAAUGCGCUGGUGCCUCCCAGCACCACAGGUGGCGUAUUUUCUACGUCGUCUCAGCCCGGUUCCUCAAGCUAUCCAGCAGAUAACUCUGUUCUACAGAUUGUUAGCGAGAUAGUGGAGAACCACGAGUACCAGAUGGCACGAGCAGAAAAAGAAAGGAAGGAAGAGGAAGAUGACGAAGACGAAACCGAAUCAUCCGAAGAAGAAACCGAUGACGAACAUGAAGAAGGCGGAGAGGGUGGAGAAGCACCCGAAGGAGGGGGAGAACGGAAAAAAAGACGAAAAAAGCGGAAAAAGGAAGAGGAAAUCAACGACGAGCCCGAGGAAGACCCCUACGCUAAUCUAUCGCCCGAAGAAAGAGAAAAACUGGAGAAAGAACGAGCUAAAAUGUCCCAAAAAGGAGCAACAUGGGCCGGUCAAUGCGACCACGCUGAACUAUGCGUGAAGAUAAUGAACAUGUCUCGACGAGGAGAUUGGUUAGGAGUAGACGCUCUACUGAAACAUUGCGAAAAGAAUACCUUGCCACACGAUUUAGCCGAUGAGACAACCGGUUUCACACCCCUAAUGUACGCCGUGAAGGACAGCAGAGUAGGGAUAGCUGAUAAAUUCCUCGAUAUCGGACAGAACGUCAACGCCCGAGCGAAGGAUGGACAAACCGCGCUCCACCUCGCAGCUUAUCAUGUCAGGGAAGACAUGGUCCGACUACUCUUGAAUCGAAAGGCUGACCCAGCGAUCACCGAAAAUACGAAAGGGCACCUGCCCUUACAUGUACUAAGCUCCCGAGCGACCGGCGCCGCAAUCGUACCCUUGCAGUUGCUACUUCGAGCUGGAGACAAGAAUGUGCGGCUCAUGCCGGACAAGGAGGGCAACAUACCACUGUUCUUGGCUGUGGAAGUUGGCAAUCAUGGCGUUUGUCGCGACCUGCUGGGAGUCAGCACGAAAGAGCAAGUUACUUACGUCCACCCAACAACUGGGAACACCGCUCUGCACUUGGCGACGCGUCGGAAAGACCUUGACAUCAUGAGGUUUCUCGUGGAAUGUAACAGCCCGAUUAACCAUCAAAACCACGAAGGACAAACGCCCCUUCAUCUAGCGGCGGUUGCAGGCGACGAGCACGCCGUCAAACUUUUCUACAACUACAACGCCGAUCCGAAUCUCAUCGAUAACGAGGAUCGAACCGCCCUCCACAUAGCCACUCAGCAAGGGAACGUUGCCGUGGUCGAACUUUUGAUUGACAAGUACAAAGCCUCGCUACACCAUCGAACUAAGGAUGGUUCAACAUUGAUGCACAUCGCCGCAGAAGCCGGUAGACCAGAAGCCGCUCUAGUCUUCAUGAAAAAAGGCGUCCCGCUCCACAUGUCCAACAAAGCCGGCGCUAAAACGAUCCAUGUCGCGGCUCAGAAAGGAUUUGUAGAGGUAGUGAGGACGCUACUCCAACGAGGAGAGCAUGUAGAUGUGAAAACAAACGAUGGGCACACUGCUCUUCAUAUAGCAGUUACCCACGGACAGGCCCUAGUAGUCGAGACUCUUCUAGGCUUUGGAGCGGCUGUGCAGCUCAAAGCAGGAGCGAACGAAGAAACGCCUCUUCAUAUCGCCUCUAGGACAAAGGGAGGCGAUCAGAGCGCUGAGCUUCUUAUCAAGAGCGGAGCGGCCGUAAAUGCGAAAGAUACGAAUGGCGAAAUUCCAUUACAUUUCGCCGCACGAGAAGGACAUCUGAGGACUGUGAAGCUACUCCUCGCCGACAAAGCUAUCCCCGACUUGCUCAAUAAACGAGGCGAAAGUCCACUACACGUAGCGGUGGCGAAUUGUCAUUUCGAAGUGGCCCAAGCUCUACUUGACCACUGGGAUCGAAUGUGCGGCCCAGAUGCCGAAGAAGACGAGAAAUCCAAGCUUGCCAAUCAACGAAACAACAAUGGCGAGAACUCUCUCCAUUACGCCGCGACGAUUACCGAGAAACAAAAACAUUACCCGACCGAAGAUCGCGAUCUUAUGCGACUCUUGCUGGCGCAUGGAGGAGAUGUCGGCGCCGAAACGAAAACCGAAAUGGAAACACCAAUUCAUCACUGUGCUCGCACUGGGAACGUCGUCGUGUUGCAAGAAAUUCUCAACCGACUGACUCCUGCCGCGAUUCAACUCUGCUGCAAUCAGCAAUCUCGGAACGGAUGGGCUCCGCUACUGUAUGCCUGCGAUGCCGGACACCCCGAAUUGGCUCGCUUGUUGAUCCAGAACGGAGCCCGAGUGGAUAUGUUCGAUGAGAAAGGCCACGCGGCACUCCAUCUCGCUUGUGAAAACGGCCAUGAGGAUAUUGUGGACAUUCUGCUCGAGGCCAAGGCGUUUGUCAACGCCCGAUCCCAAAAAGGCGUCACGCCUAUGCAUAUGGCCAGCGAAUACGGUUAUGCGAACAUUGUUCGAAAGCUACACUCAUCGGGCUCUCUCAUCGAUGCCCUGAGUCUGAGCAAGAAGACUCCAUUGCAUUUGGCGGCGAGUAAAGGCCAAUUAGACGUAACGGCGUUGCUUGUCGACCUGGGAUCCGAUAUGUACGCGUUGGAUAGCCAAGGACAGACGCCGAUGAUGAUGGCAAUCGAAAACGAUCACUCGGAGAUCGUGAAGCUCUUCCUGAGAAAGAGACCAGAUUUGGCCACUAUGUCAAAUGCGAAAGGAUUCACUUGUGCUCAUAUCGCAGCCAUGAAGGGCUCUACAUCCGUCAUAAAAGAGCUUAUGAAGUUCAACAAAUCCAUCGUGACAAGUGCCAAGAACAAGACAACAGACUCUACACCCCUUCAUCUCGCGGCAGCUGGUGGUUACACCAAGGUAGUGAAGAUGUGUCUGGAGGCAGGAGCGAGUCCAACUGAGGAGAACUCUGACGGAGACACCCCACUUCAUCUGGCAGCUAAAAAUGGUCACGUCAGUGUGGCGCGCGUGUUGGCCCGGGAGGUGCCGUGGACGACAACAUCCAAGAAAACCGGAUUGACGGCCCUCCACGUGGCGGCCAACAAUGGACAGAUGGACUUCGUCAGAGAAAUGUUGACCGAGGUUCAAGCUGCGAUCGCCUCCCAACCGCUCCCGGACGGAGGGGGCGAUUACGGCAUGACGGCGCUACAUUUGGCUGCGGCUGCGGGCCACGAAGGUGUGGUCCGUAUGCUGCUUAACAGUACUGGAAUCAACGUCGACGCCGCCACCGUCAACGAAGGCAUGUACCCUCUGCACUUCGCUGCCCAGGGAGGACAUCUGGCGGUCGCUUCGUUGAUCCUAAGUCGCGCAGAACAGCAGUUGUCGUGUGUUGACAAAAUGGGAAGAACUCCGCUUCAUGUUGCGGCCGCAGCUGGCAAAAGAGAGAUGGUGGGCCUCUUGCAUUCCCAAGGCGCCGAAAUAAACGCAGCGGACAACAUGGGAUGGACAGCUCUGCACUAUUCCUCGAAAGAAGGGUUUCUGCCUGUUGUCAAGAUCCUUGUCGAAAAUGGAGCCACCGCCAAAGUACCAACGAAAGACGGAAAAGUUCCGCUCUGCUUGGCGGCGGCCGAAGGUCACUACGACAUAAUUUCGUACCUAUUGAAAAAAGACCACGACACGUCGGAUCUCAUGGAAGAUAAACAUUUCCUCAUCGAUCUUAUGGUCUCAGCAAAAGUUCACCAGAACAAACCGGUGAUCGACUUCAUUCUAGCAUCCCCGGCGCCCAUAGACACUGCGGUGAAGAUAGCCCGAUCGUAUGAGUUGCUGUCUCUCAAAGAAAAAGAGCGCGCGAUGGAACUAGAAGAAAUGUCGAAAUUCUGCGAUAAUCUUGCGAACGAACUUCUAUCCAUUGCCGCUUCGAAUAACAACACAGCGGCGUUACUCAGAGCCAUCGACAACCGCAACACCCCAUUCCUUGAUGUGCUCAUCGAGUUACAGCGAAAAUCUGUGGUUGCACACCCGGCCGUCCAGAAAUACUUGACCGAGCUGUGGAUGGGUUCUCACCAAUGGUCGAGCUCCAAGGUGCUAACGCUGUUUCUUGGGUUUUUGUUGUGUCCGCCUUUCUGGCUGGGAACGUCUCUAUUGUGCGGACAUAGAAUCGCCAAUGUUCCCAUCGUGAAAUUCAUGUCGUACCUCGUAUCCCACAUCUUCUUCGUUAUGGUCCUCUCGAUAACGAUCAUCAAUCCCUGGAACCCCCUGUACAACUCCACGGAUUUGAUACCCCAUUGGAACGAGUGGUUAUUAUUAAUCUGGCUCCUGGGAAUGUUCAUCGCGGAACUCACGAAUCCUUCCGAUCGUGAGGGAUUGGGUUACAUCAAAACAGUCGUUUUGUUUGUAUCAGCGUUCGCCAUCAUGGUACACGUGGGAGCUUUCUUGUUCAAAGAGAACAAUCCACGUUUGAUAUGUCUCUACGUGAGAAAUCAACUAUUCGCUGUAGCGUUGCUACUGAGUUUCCUGGAGUUCCUGAACUUCUUAACAUUCCAUCACUUGUUCGGACCGUGGGCGGUCAUCAUUCGGGAUCUCAUCAAGGAUCUCAUGCGUUUCCUGGCCAUCCUGCUCAUCUUCUUGGUGGGCUUCUCGCUGAACAUGUGUGCAGUCUAUCAGCCCGUGUUCAAACCCGACACCGGCGCAGGAAACGUAACUCUGCCAAUGCUCGGAGCAGAGUUCCAAUCGCCUCUGAACACAUUCGAAAUGUUGUUCUUCUCGUUGUUCGGUCUCGUAGAACCCGAUUACAUGCCGCCACUGCAUUUGUCUCCUGCAUUCUCUAAAAUCAUAGUCAAGAUCGUCUUCGGAGUGUACAUGAUGGUGACAGUCGUUGUCCUCAUCAAUCUCCUGAUUGCUAUGAUGUCCGAUACGUACCAACGUAUUCAAGCUCAAUCGGACACCGAAUGGAAAUUCGGUCGAGCCAAACUCAUACGAAACAUGAAAAAAGCGUCGUCGUCGCCGUCACCAGCGAACGUGGUGACGUUCGUGCCGGAGCUCGUCAUGGAACGAUGCAGUGGCAACAAAAAGAGCAAGGGCGGACUCCUCGGCAUGGGCAGUCUCGCUCACAUGAACAAAGACAUGGGUUCGAGCAUGAGCACCGGCAGUAGAGCCAGCUCUGGCCGUCAGAUGAGACGCGUUGUGCCGCUAGAGGAAAUGGUAUACGGAAUGAACAAGCUGAGCAACGUGGUUGAUUGGCCAGCUAUUUCCUCGAAGUACCUCGACGUACGACGAGCAUCGUUGUCCGUCGUAGAAUCCUUACAACACUCGAUGCCACAGAGAGAAUGA